AUGCGGGCCGGGGCCGGGGACGGGGACGAGGACGUGGGAGGGGCAGGGGCAGGGGCAGGGGCGAUGGCGGUGACCGGGACGGUAGUGUGGACAGGGGCGGUGGUCGUCCUAGAGGCGGUGGCGGGGACAGGGUCGGCGGUGGGGAUAGAGGCGGUAGUCGGGAUGGAAGCGGUAGUGGGAAUAGAGGCGGUAGUGGGGAUCGAAGCGGCAGUAGGGAUUGGGGUGGUAGUGGGGAUGGGGGACGAGGGUCCUCUGUGGACAGAGGAGGGACAGCUCCAGUCCCUCUACCUAUGCGACCCGCUUUUGGCUACUCUCCUCUCGAGCAGGACCACCGAGAAGGAGAGGCAGGGCCGAGUAAUUGGCGAAUGCAUCGGUGCCUCGUACACCCCUUCGCAACCCACCGCAUCACGAGUACCUGAUCAUAUUCCCGCUCGACCGCCGAGUCCAGCUCGUGUCCUUAUGCCUCCUCCCCCUCCUUCGCUUCCGCCAGCGCCCCAUGCACCACCCGCAACCGAACCGUCCAGGCUCGUUUUUAAACCAAUAACACGACGUCGCAUCUCUCCUCCGCCAUCAUCGCCUCCUGUAGCUCAGCUCAUUCCUUCCGAGGCCGAGCGGGAGGAAGUUUCCAAAGAGGAGGGUCACGACGCGGACGAGGGGCUUCAGGAGGAUGAGGUGGACCAAAAGCCCUCUCAAGAGGAGCUGGACUAUGUACCCGUGAACCAAGAGGCGCAGCUGACGGGGACUACGGCAUUUAUGAGGAACGACGUCCCUGCCGCAUGCUAUACAGGCCCUAGCAAGGAUCGCCUGAUCGCUCGAGCCGACUUCAGGCUCGCCACGUACGACCGUCUCCAUGCCACAGGCAAGCGACCUAUCCAAGGUUUCUGGAGAGACGACGGCUACGCGGUCGAUUGGGAAAGAGAGGUUCCGUCCGCAAGCGGCACAUCUACCCCUUCCGCCUCCCACUCUGCCGAGAACGCUCUUCCGAUUGUCCGGAAUCUCGACAUCCCGCCCCCUUCUCCCUUAAAUUCGGUGCCUGCAACAUCCUCCUCCGGCUCGGCAGAUCGACCUUCAUCUUCAGUGCCUACAACGCCAGCGUCGUUCCGCCGAGGGAAGCAAAUGAACGGCCGAGCAAUUCACACCCAGAGUGUGCCAAAGAAAUACCAGCAGGGCGGUCUCGGCACACCCUCGGGCUAUAUCAAUUGGGUGCGGAAAACAUGGCUGGAAUAUAGCCAGCGCCGCAUCGAUGGGGCUGGCGUUCGGCUUGAAGCGGUAGCCUCUCCCAGCAGUAGCGUAUAUGCUAUCUGCAUGACCAAGCUCGAACCCGGCGAGGUCUGGCACCCGCCGGCUUGGGUGACGCAGCCCGAGAAGUACGUCAGUAUGGACGAUAUGGGAGCGGAAGAGCGGCGAGAUCUUGAACCGGGAGUCAUCAAGCCCCGGCACGAGAACCCAGCGGGCGCGUCGUCGAGGAAGAGAAAGGCGAAUGAAGAGGCCCCUCAGGACGAAGGUGCGGACGAGUAUGAUUGGCGGCCAAAGCGAGUGAAAAACAAGGAGGAAAGGGCGAGGAGGAAGGCGGCAAAGGCUUCGGAGCUGGCCUCGCGCUCUUCCUCUGCGUCCGGAUCAAGCUCUCAGCCGAGAGCGGCAGCCUCUGCCGGAACGCCCAUACCACGUCCGGCUGCACAACCUGGCGAGCCAAGCUCGUCAAGGACAGCUCCGGAUGCAUCUUCGGCGCAAAAAACAACCGUCCCUCCCAUACCUCCCGUCCCCGCCGCCAAACCCGUCUCCGCCGGCAAAACCCCCACCCCGGCACCUACUCCCUCUGCAUUUGCAGUCUCCCAACCUACUCCUCGGUCCCACACCCCGGCCGAGGAAAAACCGAACAUCCCCGGAUCAUCCUCACAAUCAGUCAUUCCUCCUCGGAACUCCGAGCUCAGCCUGCCCGAGCUCGAGGCCAAGCUCUUCGCAAACUUCGAGACUAUCGACCGGUGGACGCAAAUGAUGUCGGACUAUCCCAGUCAAGAGCAGGCUCUGCAGAAGCAGGUGGAUAGGGUGCAGCAGGAGAUAUUUAGGCUGCAGGCGGAGAUUGAGCGACGGAAGCGAGGCGGGCAGGGGUGUUGA
Molecule: messenger RNA, 2115 nt
Organism: Dioszegia hungarica
Lineage: Eukaryota; Fungi; Basidiomycota; Tremellomycetes; Tremellales; Bulleribasidiaceae
Exons: 3
Coding region: 1-2115 (704 amino acids)
Molecular function (GO): transferase activity
Source: RefSeq, a predicted model, not a curated record